CUUUACCACAAACACACCUUCACAAGGCUUAGAAUGUCCAACGUAAGAGUGCAGCGUACAGCGUCUUUUACCUGCUGUAUUGCCCGGCAUGCAGAGACCGAGACAUUUUGUCCUCGAUUAGGGACUCUAUAUAUAGGUAUACAUGCCAUAUAAAUUUAUUCAGCCUUGCCAGCGCCUCACGUUCCCGGCUUUGGAGCUUUCCCGGAUAUGAACCUAUUCGGUUUCCUUUCCUAAGCCGUCAGCUGAAACAGGUUCAGUUUCAGUCAUGACAGCUUGUGACCUUCGUGUUACCUGGAUAGUUCUGUUGGCCCUCACAGCAAGCAUUAAUGCACAACAGUCAACUUCUACACAUGCAUCGAUUCCUUCAUACGACGAUCCUUCUGUUGCGUUGGUCACAUCUGGUUUGGAGUUAGCUAGCGCGUUGGCGAAUCCUUACAAGUCCUGGGCCAUCCUGAACUCCAGCUUUGGGACGGACGACUCAGAUUGGACUACUAACAUUACACGCACAAGCAAUUUCACAAUCAGUGGCCAACCAGGGUUAGCAACAUCGUACCCUGUGCUUGCGCUAAACUUUGUGAAAGCCAAGAUCCUGCUAGAUGGCCCCGUUGCGCUGGUGUUCCAGCACCUGGUGCUGCAGGGCUUCCGCUCCUUGCCGCUCACGCAGUCCCCGGGACUCGACCUCCUCAUCAACCCGCCCGCGGACGCGGGGGCGCUGGUGGUGGUGGCGGAGGCGCUGCUGGUGCUGCGCAUCUGCGUGCCGCACACCAUCAACCAGGAUCAGCUCCUGGUCAACAUCACCCGCCCCGCCGCCCUGCCCGGCAAGCAAACAGCGUCCAGCAACGUGUCCCAGGCCGGCUGCACCAACACCUCCCUGCUGCCCGCCGCCCAAGCCGCCCUGGUGCCGUACGUAUCCCGCUGCUGGCCGGACGCGGGCAUGUACGGCGACAUCGCGGUGGCCUGUUCCGACGUGGACAGCUUCGGACGCGCCACCGCCACGCACUACUCGCUGCAGCUGCUGCGCACGGAGUUUGUGUGCACGGAGGUGAUGACGGCGGAGUGCGUGGGGCGGUUGGGGCCGCUGGGGUGCUUCCUGUUCAUGUUCCCUCGCACGCCCCCCAGCCCCAUGCCAUCACCCUCGCCGCCGACGCCUCCUGCACUGCCUAACUCCCCCCCGGUGGCAGCAGCAGCUGCUGCUGGUGCUGCUGCUGGUGCUCUGGCGGCGGAAGCGGCGGGCAGGGGGCCAGCAGGAGAAGCAGCAGCAGGAGACGUGUGAGGGGGACGCAACGCCUGGCGGCGUCCCCGAAGCGGCAGCCUCCGGCGCCCAGCCCGCAGGCAAGCAACAGCCGCCGCAGCAGCAGCAGGGGUGCAGGGGGUCGUCAGCGUCCGGGUCAAGGGAGCGGCAGCUGCAGCGGCCGGGAGCAGCUGCGAGCACUCCUGCUCCUCCACCUCCGCCUGUCCACAUGGCGAUACCGGGGGCGCCGCGGGGUCGCAGGGCGCCGCGUCCAGCUGUCUGGUGCUGGCUGAGGUGGCGGAUGAGCCGGAGGCGGGCGGGAACCAGCUGCAGGUACAGGGGGUCCAGCAACAGCAGAGCCAUCAACAACAACAAACACAGCAGCCGGGCUCGUCUGGCACGGAGCAGCAACAGCAGCAGCGGCAGGGCGGCAACUCGGGCGGUCAAGUCCCCGCGGCGGCUCCAGCGAGGCUGCCCAGUGGUGUGGGCGCAUGCGUGCUUAGCGGCCCAGACCCGGACACCGCCAGUCCGCUGGUGGUGGUGACGCCCCUCACACCCCACCGCGCCGACCUGCGGCUGGACGUGCAGUGCGACCGGGAGGUGCAGCUGCUGCCGGUCGUACGAGGCAGCGGGUCGUACGGCAGGGUGGUUGAGGGACUGUACGACGGUCAACGCGUGGCGGUUAAGUUGGUUAUGGAUGUGGAAGAGUGGAGCGGGCCUACGGAGGCUCUCGUGAGCUCGUUUGCGCAGGAGGUGGAGGUGCUGGGUCGCUGCUGCCACCCCAACGUGGUGCGGCUGCUGGCCGCCUGCCUGACCCCCCCGCGGCUGUGCCUGGUGAUGGAGCUCAUGGACAGCAGCCUGGAGGCGCUGGUGCACGGCAGGGGGCGGGGGGCGGGGCUGCUGCCGCUGACAACGGUCCUUCACAUCGCCUCCGACAUUGCCCGCGGUCUAGCCUACCUGCACCCCACCAUCGUGCACCGCGACCUCAAGUCCGCCAACGUGCUGCUUUCCCACACCGACCGGGUGCGCCCGCUCGCCAAGCUAACGGACUUCGGGCUCAGCCGCCUGCGCAGCACGGUGCUGGUGACCAAGAACCCGGAGGCUGGCACGCCUGCCUACAUGGCUCCUGAGGCCUUCGACGCCAACAACUACAUCAUCACACACAAGGCCGACAUCUACGCGCUCGGGGUCAUCUUGUGGGAGAUGCUGACGGGCUCGAUCCCCUGGGAGGGAUGCAGCAUGGUUGCCAUCGCCUACUCCAUCACCGUACGGCACCAUCGGCUGCCGCUCAGCAAGCUCGACUCGCAGCGCUGCCCGCCCAAGCUGCGCAAGCUCAUCCACGCGUGCUGGGACCCCGACCCGCAGCGGCGACCCGCGGCAGCCGAGCUCGUGAAGCAGCUUACACUGGUGCUGCAGAUGGUGCAAGGCGAAUCCGCGAAUGGCAGUAACUCCGGGGCGAUGACGCCUGGGAGCAGCAGCGGCGGCCAGGCUGUGCAGGCCCCGGCACCCGCAGCAGCAGCAGCCGUUGUUGCCCCCAACACUGCCGCCCCGCACGCUGCCGCCCCCGCUGUCAUCGACGCAUUAGCUGCGCAGCAGCAGCAGCACUGUGUUGCUGUAGCACCGUCACCGCCGCCGCCGCAGCAGCAGCCGCCGACGCUGGCCGGUAAUUAACGAAUUAGCGGAGCUUGCAAGGGAAGGGGCACCGGAGUAAAGCGGAUAUGGGACCGGAUGGAUAAGACGGGAGUCUGUUUGCCAUGUCCGAGAGGCCUGCUGCUCUUGCAGUCGGAUAGCAGCUGAAGGACUGCGAUGCCAGCAGCAGCAGUUACAUGAUAAGAUGUGUGACUAAAGGGACAUGAAAGGGAUCAUGAGCGCUGAGAGUUAGGGUUCUGAGACUUGCCACGUGGACGAUGUGAGCGCAAUCGGUUAGAUGCCGGUAACGGCGCAUGUGACGCCCUGGUUGCGGAGAGCGCUGGCUGUGAUGCACGCCGGCGGUCGGAGAGGAGAGAGAUGGCGGUCUAGGGUCUAUGCGCUAGAUACCAAAGGACUAGUAGUGCGAAGCCACGAGAAUGUGCUAUGACGUGCAUGAGGGCAAUGCGACUUCUGAUUCGAAUGCAUAUCGUGAUGGUUGGAAUAUGGAAAGGGAGUUUGGGUUUCCAGAGUACCGUAGCAGCAGGCAAAGGGGGUUACUCCCCGCUUGAGUGAGCCUUGAGGGCCGUGUGACUGAACCUUCCUUACGUAACCGUCAGUGAUAACCUUGGUAUGAGUAACGCAAUCGAGCAGGAAGGAGUGAUGCGUGUCUGUAGUGCCGCUCCUGAUAUGCUGAUUAACGUGUCCAGCUGCGUGUGAUAAGCUUCAUUCCCAGCUUAAUACUUCGUCUUCCGCUUGCUCUUGGCAAGUCCGUUGGGAUCGUUGGGCUUGGGUGGUUGCUGGCGUGUCGGUGCCUUGUGUCGUUGGGCUUGAUAGACCUCGCAAGAUUGAUUCACUUGACACAUGAACUCUUAGCACCUCCCUUGGUACCCCUAGCGGGGUUUGUAGGAGUGUUUGUUACCUGGUCCUGACUAUUUUUGUUGUUAUGGGUACACUUACUGUGUCUUAUGUUUUUGGUGGACGGUAUGGUUGCUUUAGCGGUGAAGCUGAUCCCAGUGACCAAGAACCCCAACACGUGAGCGUGAAUGCAUGAUAACAUGAAGCUUGAAAUGGUAGCAUCGCAAUGGGUCGAGUUUAUGUUGAAGC
Molecule: messenger RNA, 3964 nt
Organism: Astrephomene gubernaculifera
Lineage: Eukaryota; Viridiplantae; Chlorophyta; Chlorophyceae; Chlamydomonadales; Astrephomenaceae
Source: the annotation of a GenBank genome assembly